CGCCAUGCAUGUCGACCGUGUGGUGACUGUUCCGCUAUUGGUCAUUGCGGACGACAUGUUGUUGGACAGCAACAGUGUGCGUGAACGUCGCGAGUUGCUGGGUUGAUGAAUACCAGGCGCGUAGAUGGUGUCGCACGAAAGCAGGCGGGUUUCCCUUGCGCGCGAAGCACCGCCGGCGUGGUGCGCGCUCUGGAGGGAAGAUGAAACAAUGUUGUGACUCGGUUUGAGAGUGUCCGUGUCUCUGUUGGCCUGAGUUGCUUUGUUGAAGAUUUUGUUCUUGCUCUUUCUGGUCAGGUAGGACAGUGGACGGCGGAGGUCGAAGUUUGCUGAUGAAGGUACGCGGUUUGGCUUCGUCGAUCUUGCAGAGUCUUUGAUGUUCUAGUAUUUCUGCUGCUUUUGUUGUUGCCCUUCUCUUGCUGUGCAGUCAUCUUGCCAACCUUCUGCUAUCUUGCCGGUCAGGUUCUUCACAAACCCUUCAGCAAAACUCACCAUCAUGAAACUCAAAGCACUGUUCGUCAUUUUCUCGCUCAGCAUGCCUGUCUGCAUGGCCACACCUGUUCCUCCCUGUAACACGGCACCCCUCACCGUCUCGGCCAUCACCACCGUCGCCUCGGACAGCGCUUCUUGCGACGGUGCACCAUUCCCAGCCGAGUGCGCAACUGCCACGAACGCGGCACCCUGGAUCAACUUGGCCUUCCACACCUUUGGCAUACACGCGUUUGGCACGCAGGCCGCUUUGCUGUCGCUCAUGCUCUUCGAGUCCGGCUCUUUCAAGUACAACAUCAACCAUUAUCCUGGUGUACCCGGACAGGGUACUCGCAACAUGCAAAGUCCGGCCUUCAACUUGAAAUACGCUGAGUGGCUGGCUGCAAAUAUGACAGGAUCGGGUAUCUCGACGCAGCAGGUGCAGAAAGCGCAGUCAGAGGGGCCGACACAGGUACUGGAGCUUGUGAACGGUGACCGGUGGGGUUUCGCUUCGGCAGCAUGGUUUCUGGCAGCUCAGUGCGACGAGGAAGCCAGGAAGGGGCUCGUGGCUGCGACAGAGGAUGGCUGGAACGCGUAUCUGACAGACUGUAUCGGUACGACUGCAACUGAAGGCCGUACGACCAUCUGGAAGAAGGCCAUCGCGUUGGGCAAGUGGUAGAC
Molecule: messenger RNA, 1146 nt
Organism: Aureobasidium pullulans EXF-150
Lineage: Eukaryota; Fungi; Ascomycota; Dothideomycetes; Dothideales; Saccotheciaceae
Exons: 1
Coding region: 494-1144 (216 amino acids)
Source: RefSeq, a predicted model, not a curated record